UCUCGCUGGAGCCGUUGGAGCCGUUGGAGCCGUUGGUGCUCUCCGUUCUCACCGGAGAUUAAAACAGUUGAUUGACGUUAACGUCUGACCGACUGACUCUCGACAUAUCACCCGACAAAUUCCCUUUUUUGGGCGGUUUUUAUAUUUUUUUCCUUUACGGUAUGUGCUUAUAAUGAGGUGAGGAUGGCUAAACGACCGGGGACUGACGACGGGAUGUUGACUUCGCCGACCAUUCUCCGGGAUUUCGCCGCCGAUGUGAGCGCCGGGGACGUGAACAUGGACUGCGGCGACGGAGCUGUUGGAGUCUCGCUGGAAGAAAUCCUGAAACUGUACAGCCAGCCGAUAAACGAGGAGCAGGCGUGGGCCGUGUGCUAUCAGUGUUGUCGGACUUUGGCGCAGAAACAUCGGAGGAAAAGCUCCAAGUCUGCCGGCGCGUCGGCUGUCGACUACCCGAGGAGGAUUGAGGGACCCGGGGAUGUGAUGAUGUGGAGAGACGGGACUGUGAAACUGCACUUUGAAGGCAGCACAGAUAAAUAUGGAUCAGCCCCUACGUCAUUAGAGGUUAUUGACUCACUGGGCGUCAUGAUCUACAAAGCUCUGGACUACGGCCUCAAAGAAAACGAGGAGCGCGAACUCAGUCCGCCUCUGGAGCGCCUCAUCGACAUGAUGACAAACACAGAAGAAACGGAGAGCGACCCGUGUCCCGACGAGGGCUACGAAGCCACGGAGGAGGAGGAUGAGUGUGAGGAAGAGGAGGAGGAAGAGGAACCCGUUCCUGCUACCACCAGCUCAGUCAGCAGCAUUCGCAGUUAUAGAGACGUCAUCACGCUAUGUUCUUCCCACCUGCCCAGCCCAUCAGACGCCCCCAACCAUUACAAGGCCGUGUGUCGCGCUCUCUAUGCCGAGACCAGGGAACUACGCACCUUUCUGGAGAAGAUCAAGAGUGCCAAGGAGAACCUUCGGAAAAUGGAAGGUGACACUCGGGAACCUGUUAAAGACCUCGAUGAGCUGCAAAAUUCAGAUUGGGCGCGGUUCUGGGUGCAGGUGAUGCGAGAUCUACGGGAUGGUGUUAAGUUGAAGAAGGUUCAGGAGCGUCAGUACAACCCGCUGCCCAUUGAAUACCAACUUACACCAUAUGAAAUGCUGAUGGACGACAUCCGCUCCAAACGCUACAAACUACGAAAAGUCAUGGUGAAUGGGAACAUCCCACCAAAGUUAAAGAAGAGUGCUCAUGAGAUCAUUCUUGAGUUCAUCAGGUCGCGACCACCUCUCAACCCUGUCUCAGCCCGUAAACUGAAACCCCACCCGCCACGUCCCCGGAGUCUCCACGAGCGACUGCUGGAGGACAUCAAAGCUGAAAGGAAGCUCAGGCCGGUCUCACCAGACAUGAUCCGCAGAAGCCGCCUAGGUGCAGGGAAAAGCAUCAGCACUCCUCAGGACUUGUUCCGCAGCUCAGACACUCCUGAUGCACCCAGGAAGUUGGCUGUCAGCACCCAGUCUCUGGCCAGUGGCACCAUGGGACCCAAUCAAGGUGGAGCGCAGCCCCUCAGCCAGAGGAAGAGGCUGCUCAGAGCGCCCACGCUGGCUGAGCUCGACAGCUCUGAAUCUGAUGAGGAGGCCACACGGAGCAGCUCCAGUAUGUCCACAUCUUUGAUGGAGGACACGUCACCAGAGUCCGUCAUAGGGAAGAAGGCUCCUCCAAAUUUCCUGCCCGUCUCUGCAACCCCACAGCCAGAAAAGCGCCAGUCUCCACAGAGGCGGCACUCUAUCGAGAAGGAGGCCCCCACCAGUGUCCACCCCUUUGCACCUCCAUCCAGACAGACCUCCAAGUCUUUGGUGGAAGCUGCCAGUGGUGCUCAGGGCACGGAGGAGUUCUGUUACCCGGUGGAGUGUCUGGCUCUGACGGUGGAGGAGGUGAUGCACAUCAGGCAGGUUCUGGUCAAGGCUGAGCUGGAGAAGUUUCAGCAGUACAAAGACAUCUACACGGCCCUCAAGAAAGGAAAGCUUUGCUUUUCGUGUCGGACCAAGAGGUUCUCUCUCUUUACCUGGUCCUACACCUGCCAGUUCUGCAAAAGGCCUGUGUGUUCCCAGUGCUCUAAAAAGAUGCGGCUGCCGUCUAAGCCCUACUCCACCUUGCCCAUCUAUUCUUUGGGCCCCAGUGCUGCGGCUAAAGAAGAGGCAAGUGGAGCGUCUGCCCCUGCUGAACCAGAGAAGCACCCGUUUGGGUCCGGACAUAGCCGACACAGCCUACGCAGAAGUGUUUACAAGUUGUCUAAGCACAGUAGUAGCAGUAAAGAAGGCCGCUCACAGGAUGAGCCAGAGCUGCCCAAAGAGCUUACCGAGGACUGGGUCACCAUGGAGAUCUGUGUAGACUGCAAAAAGUUCAUCACGGAGAUCAUCUCCUCCAGCAAGCGCAGCCUGUGCGUGGCUACCAAGCGCGCGCGCCUCAAUCGCAAAACCCAAUCCUUCUACAUGUCUUCAUCUAACUCUGUCAACUUCAGGCCCUCUGAGCGCACCAUCAAUGAGGUGUAGAAAGAAAUGCCUUGUGCGCUUUCGUCCACGCCUCCUUCAGAGCUUAGUCGUUCAAUGGAAAACAAAAAAAAGAAAAAAUCCCCUUAGUCUGGUUUUGACACAAACUGGUUCACUGUGACGAUGAAGCCAGUCCAUCCCACCCCAAAGUUAGAAAGGGGUUCUUAUACCUCCCCCCCCGUCUCAGGAAAAGUUGGCAUGCUAUGAUUGGUCAUGACUGGUCAGGACUCGAGAGUAGUUGCCAGAUAACAAAGGAAAGCCAUGUUUCUAUGACUCAGUGAUAAUUCAGGAUACGGUCGGUGAAAUGAAUAAAUUAAGCUGCUGAUGUCACUGUUGCGAGCCAGGUAGGAGAAUGUAUAUGUGACAAGAAGAGCGGGAUCGGAUGACAGAAAGCCAAAAGCUGCGGUGAUGACGUGUAAAUAGUAAAAAGGCCCAUCCCUAAUCUUAGCUAUCGAUACAUUUUCUAGUUCCUGUUUACUUCUAGCACUCAGGAAGAACAACAGAUUGUCGUUGUGACAGAAAUGCACUGUAGAUCCUGCUGUCAGGUCUGUUGGGGUAGAUCUCUGCCACUCCCCUGCCCCUCUCUUUUUCUUCCAGCAACAAUUAUGCCAAAUGUUACAUGUUGUUUUUUUUUUUUUUUUUUUUUUUUUUCUUUCUUUUCUUUUUCUUUUCUGUUUUUUAGCCAGUUUAAAUGUAUAUAAUACUGUUCUCUUAUGUUCUAGGGAUGACACAUUGAGGGGGUGAGAAUAGCCAGAUUAUUUCUCUGGGUGGGUUUUAGCUAUUAGUUGUAUAUUCAAUUCUGUGCCUGGUGCCAAAAUGUACAUAUGUGUGAUAAACUCAAUGGGAGACAUUUUAGGGUAAUCCAAGGUUUGGUUUCUUGCCCUUCCAUGUUCCAAGGUGGGCAAUAGAAGCACAGAAAUGUUGGGUUACGAAUGUGUACAUGUUGUAUAUCUUAAUUGUUCCAAAUUUAAUAUAAAAAAUCCUAACUAAGUAGAAGUAUAAUUUUACCAUGUUUUAAGAUUUCUGCCUCUGGAGUUUAUUUGAAAUUCAUCUCUGAAAACUUUAUUGUUAGUGUUAUAUUAAGAUUUUAUUUCUAUUGUAUAGUUUAUGAACUCCUCAGUGUUAAAAUACUCCUCUAAAUCACAAAUCGCACUUUUAUUGGACCAAUUUAUUGUUUAUGUUGGGUUUUUGUCUUAAUAAUAAUUAUCUAUGUAAUAAUAUAAGUCUUUGUUUGUCAGCUCUCGGGGGUCUAUAGUGCCAUUUCCCAGGGUUCCUCGUGAAUGAAAGUUCGUUUGAAUGGCUGCAGGUUGUUUGUUAAAAUGCAAUAAUGGCCAAAACAAAACACUCCAUUGAAUUGAAUGUAGGCAUUUUAAAAUGUGGAACUGUCAUUGAAUAUGCUUUAUGAACUUUGUUCCCUUUCAAAAGAGACACACACACACACACACCAAGUGAACACAAAGCCUAACCAGCCUGUUAAAUACUGAUGCCAUGUUCCAGUGAAACCAUACGUCUGACCAGUCCUGUAAGGAAUGUAUGCAUGCUGUGCUGUGAUCUGUUUGUUUUUAUCAAAGGAAUUAUAAUAAAAUCAUCAUGAUUCUUAAA
This is a messenger RNA of Morone saxatilis (striped sea-bass), 4131 nucleotides long. RefSeq names its product spire-type actin nucleation factor 1a (gene spire1a). Gene Ontology annotation, molecular function: actin binding. Lineage: Eukaryota; Metazoa; Chordata; Actinopteri; Moronidae. Gene Ontology annotation, biological process: Golgi vesicle transport; actin filament network formation; establishment of meiotic spindle localization. Gene Ontology annotation, cellular component: cytoplasmic vesicle membrane; cell cortex. The record is from RefSeq and is a predicted model, not a curated record. Bases 184 to 2532 code for a protein of 782 amino acids. The transcript is spliced from 18 exons.